AUGUUAGACAUCUUCAUAACCCCACCCACCGACUAUGCCACCUACCCAGGUUCCCAGGUUACAAAUAUGACUGGGUGCUGGGAAGAUGAUUACUCCAUGUUCCGAGCAGUAGAGUCUCAGGCAGCAGGGGAGGGAGCUUCUGCCGCUGUCUCUUCUGCUGCUGACAAUGGGGACGAGCUUGAGACUUACGAGGACUUCGUUGAAGACUCUACAAUGAUAGCGAUAGCUUCCCGAAAGCAAAGAUGGGGAGAACGUUGA
Messenger RNA from Cryptococcus amylolentus CBS 6039, 258 nucleotides. RefSeq lists its product as hypothetical. NCBI's taxonomy places the organism in Eukaryota, Fungi, Basidiomycota, Tremellomycetes, Tremellales, Cryptococcaceae. The coding region runs from base 1 to 258 and encodes 85 amino acids. The record is from RefSeq and is a predicted model, not a curated record. The transcript has 2 exons.